Molecule: messenger RNA, 3070 nt
Organism: Drosophila takahashii
Lineage: Eukaryota; Metazoa; Arthropoda; Insecta; Diptera; Drosophilidae
Gene: stmA
Product: Protein EFR3 homolog stmA
Biological process (GO): protein localization to plasma membrane
Cellular component (GO): plasma membrane
Source: RefSeq, a predicted model, not a curated record
UUUAUUUAUUACGAGUUUGUAGGCUUUAUUGAUCAAUUAUUGUUUGCCAAGACGGUUGCCUUUCGAAAGUAAUAGUAGCGGACAUAGGAUAAUACGGAUUAAUCGCUGAAUUGAUAUUCAUAAGCGAGUGUCAGUCCAAAAAUGUGCGAAUGGCAUCAUUUGGCCAGGCCGAAAAGUGAAGACCCCUGUGAUAUAAGGUGGCGACAAUGGCCAUAAAAAGCUCCCUGGCAAGUGAAUCCGAGCUUUCGUCCCGUUAGUCGCCCCAUCAGCUGACCUGAAGCAACAACAACCUGUGCGGAGGAACCAAGUUUCGCGCUAAAAAUACUCAAAGUUCAUGGUCAACGUCCUGGAACGGAGUGGGUAGAUCUAAUCCGUGAAAUUCGCAUUAUAAAAUGGCCCUGAUUCGCUGCUGCUUUGAGCCCCCGGAACUCCCCGAAUUCUUUGACAGUUUCGUACAGAAGUGCACGGAUCCAAGUUGCUGCUGCGGAUGCUGCUCGGCGCUCAGGCCGCGCUACAAGCGCCUGGUGGACAACAUAUUCCCGGUGAAUCCGGAGGACGGCCUGGUCAAGUCGAACAUGGAGAAGCUGACCUUCUACUCGCUCAGUUCGCCGGACAAGCUGGACAGGAUUGGCGAGUACCUGUACCAGAAGGCCACCAAGGACAUUAACAGGAAGCGCUACAAACUGGCCGAAAUCGCCAUGGAGGCCAUGGACCUGCUCCUUCAGGCCUGCCAUGCCCAAACGACGCUGAAUCUGUUUGUAGAGUCCUUCCUGCGCAUGGUGCAGAAGCUGCUGGAGGACUCAAACCCCAACCUCAAGAUAAUGGCCACCAAUUCGUUUGUGAAGUUCGCCAACAUCAACGAGGACACCCCAUCCUACCAUCGACGCUACGACUUCUUCAUCUCGAAGUUCUCUUCGAUGUGCCACAGUGAUGCGGCCAGCAUGCGGGACAGUUUGCGUUUGGCGGGGAUCAAGGGCUUGCAGGGCGUCAUCCGGAAAACAGUGUCCGACGAUCUGGUGGAGAACAUCUGGGAGGCGGAGCACAUGGAGAAGAUAGUGCCCUCGCUGCUGUUCAACAUGCAGUCCGGGGAUCUAACGCCCGUGGAGGAUGCCACCAAUGUAACGCCGCCCGCUUUGGCGGAGGAGGUACUGCGCGAGCUGGUGGGUCGCGCCUCCUUUGGACACAUUCGCAGCGUUCUGAAGCCGCUGCUGACCCACCUGGACCGCCAUGAGCUGUGGGUGCCCAACACAUUUGCGAUUCACACAUUCCGCAUCGUGAUGAUUUCCAUACAGCCGCAGUACUCGUACACCGUGGUGGAGACGCUGAUGCAGCAUCUGGACAACAACUUCAAGUCCUCGCCCAAGACGCGCACCUCGCUGGCAGUAGUUCUCUCAAAGAUUAUCGCCAUAGCAGCGGGCGAGAGUGUCGGGCCCUCGGCCCUGGACAUUAUCAACAAUCUGCUGACCCAUUUGCGAACGAGUGUGAGCACGACCACCGAGAUCACACCCGAGGAGUCGCAGUACCAGGAGGCGCUUAUUAACGCGCUCGGCGAGUUUGCUAACCAUCAUCCCGACUACCAGAAGAUCGAAAUCAUGCUGUUCAUCAUGAACACGGUGCCGGAUCUAUCGAAGAAGAGCAAGGGCGACCAGAUGCUGCAGAACAUCCUGCUGAAAUCGCUGCUCAAGGUGGGCACCCAGUACAGCACCGUCUCGUUUGAGAAGGCCUUUCCGGCCUCCUUCCUGCAGCCGCUGCUUAAGAUGGCUCGAGCGCCGCACGAUCCCACGCGCAUGGUUGUGAUGCAGAUUCUGCAAGCGCUGCUCGAUCGGCACCAGAACGAAAAGGUGCUCAGCAGCGUCAGUGUGAAGCCAUACCCAGCGCUCUCGCAAGAGCCGCCAUCACGUUCCGACAUCAUAUUCACGCACAAGUACGGCGCCAACAUUAUGCAGGCGCUGAUCGACUCAAUGGCGCUGUCGGAUCGAGUAGAUGCCCUCUCCUCGAGCUAUAACACCGCCGCGCUGCUCAUCGUCGAGAUGUCUUGCAACGAAACGGUGCAGGAGUUUCUACUGUUUAUCCUGGGAAUCCAGCAGGUGGCCAGCACCGUGGAUACUUUGGGACCCGUGCACAAGUGCAGCCUGCACGCCAUCUCCAUUGGCCUGCUGGUGCUCAUCGCGCGAGUGAGCGGCAUUAACAACCUGCUGGAGUAUGCUCAAAAGAUCGUGGACGCUCGGCGGGAGGAGGCCACCCACUACCUGCCACCGCUGCUCGAGCCGAAGAAGGUGUCCGGGAAGAAUCUAAAUCUAUCGCUGCCGCACCUUGCCAUAGACAAGUUGGCGCUGGGAGAGUGUCUGCAGAACGCGGGCAUGGAUGCCCAGCGGAUCAACACGGGAGCACCGUACUCGCUCAACCAGACGGAUCAUCCGGGCCAUCGGCACUCCUGGGUGGAGUCGGUCAGCAACCAGCUGACCCAGCGCAACAGUUCUGCGGAUCUGACCGUUUACAACGGCGAUGUGGACAGCGUUAGCAGUUCGCCGGGCGUUUGCAAGAAGCUCCUGGCGCCCGAGUUCAACUUUGAUGCCAUGAAGCGGGCUCUGGCGGAGCCCACUGAGGCUGCCAAGCGGGAGCAGCGCGAGCGCCAGAUGCAGAUCGUUCGCACCUUCCGCGAGGGCGAGUUUGACGAUCUAAUGAGACGCACAGAACCCAAGCACGAUCUCAUCCAAAACCGCCUGAAUGAGCUGUUCAACUCGCUGGCCGUGGAACGCCAGAUUACGCAGAGCGACACCAAGGCCGCUCAGUUGCAAGCUGGCAAUGAGAAGCCCAUCUACGAGACGAACUUCCCCGAACUCUUUUACUACUAAAACGUAUUCCCCUCGAUCCGGAAUCCCCAUCCGGCGAAUAUUCCCUACUCAAUUCACGUAUAUAUAGCCCUGAUUGCGAAUUUGUUUGGUGUCUGUAUGGAGCUAGUUAAAUUUAAUUAAAUUUUCUGUUGUUAAAUGCAAACAAUUUAAUUGUUAAACCACCUUGGAUAUGUACUUUGAAUUAAUUGUUAUACAAAUAUAUAUGUAUACACAAG